UUUUGAUCUAGGAGGACAACAGAAUCUCAAGUGAGCCUUCUACUACAUAACUGAACCAUGGUCAUCAGUGACAGGAUGAUGAAGAUGCUUCACGUAUUUUUGGUUCUGGCGCUGCUCGGUCUGGGCUCAGGAGAGGAGGGAGCCCGUCUGCUGGCCUCUAAAUCACUGCUGAACCGCUACGCAGUGGAGGGCCGAGACCUCACCCUGCAGUACAACAUCUACAAUGUGGGCUCCAGUGCCGCUCUGGAGGUGGAGCUGUCUGAUGAUUCUUUUCCUCCUGAGGACUUCGGGAUUGUUUCAGGAAUGUUGAAUGUCAAAUGGGACAGGAUCGCACCAGCCAGCAACGUCUCUCACACCGUGGUGCUGCGCCCCCUGAAGGCCGGUUACUUUAACUUCACCUCUGCCUCCGUCAGCUACCUGGCUCAGGAGGGAGGACAAGUAGUGGUUGGCUACACCAGCGCCCCCGGACAGGGAGGCAUCCUGGCUCAGAGGGAGUUCGACCGCCGCUUCUCCCCCCACUAUCUGGACUGGGCUGCAUUCGGUGUGAUGACUCUGCCCUCCAUCGGCAUCCCUCUGCUCCUCUGGUACUCCAGCAAGAGGAAGUACGACUCACCAAAGUCUAAGAAGAACUGAUAGAGCAGCCCUGGGGAUAAGAGGGGUGGGGUAUGGGUGGGGUAUGGGUGGAACUAAUGGGUUAAGUGGGCACAGGAUCUCUGAAUAGCUUAAUAACCCAUAUUGGGGUGAAAGAAGUACAGUGACCAAGGAACAUGACUAUAAUUGGAUGAAAGCAGCUGCUUCUACAGGACAUGAAACAAUAAACAGGUACAUGAAAUCCUCUGCAGCCAAUCACAGAGCUUCACCAACUGCUGGUCAUUCUUUCAUAUUUCAAUUAACAGCUUCCUGUGAGAGAACAAUAACAAUGGCAGUUACUACUGUAACAAGUGUGGUAUUUUGUAACUGUAUGUGAUGAAUUGAACUCAGAUUUGAAGUUUUUAUACUUCAAAAUAAAUAAAAACUGUCUGGGUUUUUUUCUAAA
Messenger RNA from Scomber scombrus (Atlantic mackerel), 1036 nucleotides. RefSeq names its product signal sequence receptor, beta (gene ssr2). The coding region runs from base 58 to 633 and encodes 191 amino acids. The transcript is spliced from 6 exons. The record is from RefSeq and is a predicted model, not a curated record. NCBI's taxonomy places the organism in Eukaryota, Metazoa, Chordata, Actinopteri, Scombriformes, Scombridae. Gene Ontology annotation, cellular component: endoplasmic reticulum; membrane.